CUCUGGUUCACAUUUCCAUUCGCUUUUCUGCACCGUCUCCCGUCAUCAGUCGCUAGCACUCCGUUUCCCCCGCAAGACCCAGAGUGGGACUCUAGACACUGAGGUCGAAGCUCGUUGUUUCGAGAAAAAUGGCGCAGGCAAUUCGUUUCGUCGAGCUCAACACCGGGGCCAAGAUGUCCUCCGUCGGGCUGGGCACUUGGCAGUCCGAUCCCGGCGUCGUCGCCGCCGCCGUCACCGACGCCAUCAAGAUUGGGUACAGGCAUAUUGAUUGUGCUCAAGUUUAUGGCAAUGAGAAGGAGGUUGGUACUGCUCUCCAGAAAUUAUUCAGCGAGGGUGUGGUGAAGCGUGAGGAUUUGUGGAUCACUUCCAAGCUAUGGUGUAAUGAUCACGCACCAGAAGAUGCUCCCAAGGCAUUAGACAGAACCUUGGAGAACUUGCAGCUCGACUAUCUGGAUCUUUACCUGAUCCACUGGCCCGUGAGCAUGAGGAAGGGCUCGGUCGGCUUCAAGCCUGAAAACCUUACCCAGCCAGACAUACCCAGUACGUGGAAAGCGAUGGAGGCACUAUACCAUUCGGGCAAGGCUCGAGCUAUUGGAGUGAGCAACUUCUCCUCCAAGAAGCUUGGCGAUUUGCUGGACAUCGCGGAAGUUCCUCCUGCUGUCAACCAAGUGGAAUGCCACCCUUAUUGGCAGCAAGGGAAGCUGCGCGAGUUUUGCAAAUCCAAGGGCGUACAUUUAUCGGGUUAUUCGCCCUUAGGUUCCCCGGGCACGGGAUCUCUCAAGAGCGAUAUCCUUAAGAAUCCAGUUAUCACUACCAUAGCAGAGAAACUGGGCAAGACUCCGGCUCAGGUGGCACUUCGUUGGGGACUCCAACUGGGCCACAGCGUGCUUCCCAAAAGCACGAACGAAGCAAGAAUCAAGGAAAACUUCAACGUCUUCGACUGGUCCAUACCCGAUGACUUGUUCUGCAAGUUUUCUGAAAUACCUCAGGUGAAACUGAUCAAGGGUACCGGCUUUGUGCAUGAGACCCUGGGUGCAUACAAGACGGUCAAAGAACUUUGGGACGGCGAGGUUUGAAUAGACAUAAGCAACCAAUCUGAAGCUUGAGAGCUGCGUUUUUCGUCAAUACCUUAGCUUAGCUUCUAUUUUACUUUCAUAUUAGCUGCUUAUGCCUAUGUUUAAUGCAGAACAAUAAAUUCGAACAUCUUAUUAGCCUUUUAGCUCAUCAAUCAGGGUAACUGCGAUUGAAGAUGCUUGAAAGGCGCGACUGUUUGCGUAUUCUUGUCUGAUAUAUAUGACCUACUGUUAUGGAGUCGUAUUCAA
Messenger RNA from Syzygium oleosum, 1322 nucleotides. Its product is annotated as NADPH-dependent aldo-keto reductase, chloroplastic-like. Gene Ontology annotation, cellular component: cytosol. Gene Ontology annotation, molecular function: aldose reductase (NADPH) activity. The coding region runs from base 129 to 1076 and encodes 315 amino acids. The transcript has 7 exons. The record is from RefSeq and is a predicted model, not a curated record. NCBI's taxonomy places the organism in Eukaryota, Viridiplantae, Streptophyta, Magnoliopsida, Myrtales, Myrtaceae.